Messenger RNA from Hevea brasiliensis (rubber tree), 2493 nucleotides. Its product is annotated as cysteine-rich receptor-like protein kinase 44. Gene Ontology annotation, molecular function: protein serine/threonine kinase activity; ATP binding. Bases 279 to 2333 code for a protein of 684 amino acids. Gene Ontology annotation, biological process: protein phosphorylation. The transcript is spliced from 7 exons. NCBI's taxonomy places the organism in Eukaryota, Viridiplantae, Streptophyta, Magnoliopsida, Malpighiales, Euphorbiaceae. The record is from RefSeq and is a predicted model, not a curated record.
UUUCCCACCUCAUUACUCAGAAGAUAAUUUCGCUUGACUUGACUUGAGAAAUGACCCCUUCGCCCAGCUGCCAACGGCCUGUAUUUGCAUUUUUUCGUAUAACAGUCUCAUAAACCUUAAUUAACCAGUAAACAGAAAGGGCUUCCAUAUAUGUGCUCCCACUGCUAUUAUAACUAGUGCGAUGUUGAUUACAUAUCGAGAAAGAAAGAGGGGGAAAUAGCAAAAUAGAUUUUUUUUUUUUAAUCAUCUUUGUCGAGCAAACGAAUUUGAUCCACCAAAUGAUCCCCAUUAAAAUUUCCUUAGUCUUUCCCUUAAUCUUGCUUGGCGUUACCAUUACCUCUGAAGCGCAGCCCACAUAUCUCUAUCAUAUUUGUCCAAACACAACCACUUUCAGCAGAAACAGCCCCUACGAGGACAAUCUUAAAACCGUCCUGUCUCAACUUUUGUCGCCCGCACAACGCCUCAAUGGGUUAUCUAAUACACCUUUUGGGAAAGAGCCAGAUGUUGUCUAUGGCCUCUCUCUAUGCAUUGGAGAUCUUAGCACCGACAUCUGCCAAGAAUGUGUCUCCAAUGCGACAGAGAAGAUUGCCCAACAAUGUCCUAUCGAGAAAGAGGCCAUAAUAUGGUAUGAUGAAUGCUUCCUGCGUUAUUCAAGUCAAUCUAUCUUAUCCAAAUUGGCAGAGCGCCCUGGGUUAUAUAUGUGGAAUACACAGAAUGUCUCAGACCAAGAACGUUUUAACGAGCAAGUGAUGAUAACCAUGAACAGAACAGCAAUGAAGGCCGCAGGUUUUCCAAAAGGUGCUAUAAAAUUUGCUGUCAACGAAACAAAUUUUACCACGUCUCAAACACUGUACACCCUCGCGCAGUGUACACCGGACCUAACCGAAUCCGAUUGUCUUCAGUGUCUUCAGACAGCUAUCUUACGUUUGCCAGAUUGUUGUAGUGGAAAGCAAGGAGGAAGAGUAUUGUUUCCGAGCUGUAAUAUUCGGUACGAGAUUUAUCCAUUUUAUAACGCAACCGGAUUUCAUAGUGAGGCAAACACUGAAACUGAGGUCACUGAAGCACCCGUCUUACCUCCUCCACCUCCACCUCCAGGAAGGAAAGAAGGCGAAAAAGCUCAGAUUAAAGUCAUUGCAAGUACUUCUGCAGCGGUUUUAGUGUUAGCGCUAUUCGGUUCCUCCAUUUAUGCCAUAUGGAGAAGGAAGUUUCUUAAAAAGGAGGAGAAAGAAAUUAGCCAAGAGGUUCAAUUACUUGACUUGGGAAUAGGAAGAAUUGGAGUUGACACUUUAAGUAAAAGUACUCAAGAAGAAGAGAUGCAAAUGAGCUCUCAGGAUUUUCCUAUGAUUCCGUUUAAUAUUGUAUAUGAAGCAACGAAGCAUUUUUCUGGUGAAACCAAACUUGGAGAAGGCGGGUUUGGCCCAGUUUACAAGGGCACAUUAGAAGAUGGCAAAGAAUUUGCAAUUAAGAGGCUCUCAAAAACUUCUGGUCAAGGACUACAAGAAUUCAUGAAUGAAGUCACUUUAAUUGCCAGAUUACAGCACAGAAAUCUUGUCAGGCUGUUAGGAUGUUGCCUAGAAAAAAAUGAAAAGUUGCUCAUCUAUGAGUACAUGCCCAACAAAAGCCUCGAUGCCUUUCUUUUUGAUUCAAGCCUAGGUUUACAUCUUGAUUGGCAAAAACGCCUUGGCAUCAUCAGUGGGGUUGCUAGGGGUCUCUUGUAUCUGCAUGAAGAUUCUCGACUUAGAAUUAUUCACCGAGAUUUGAAAGCUAGUAAUGUUUUGCUCGAUUACGGGAUGAACCCGAAGAUAUCAGACUUUGGAUUGGCAAGGAUUUUUGGAGGAAAUGACAACAACAGUACAAAUAGAAUUGUUGGAACUAUUGGAUAUAUGUCUCCAGAGUAUGCUAUGGAAGGAUUAUUCUCAGUAAAAUCGGAUGUUUUCAGUUUUGGAGUUCUCCUGCUAGAGAUGAUCAGCGGGAGAAGGAACAACCGAUUUUAUCUUUCUGAAGAGGGUGAAAGCCUCCUCACUUACGCAUGGAAAUUGUGGUCUAAAGGUGAAGGAUUGGAAUUGAUGGACCCAUCACUUGUAAAUUCAAGUGUGGUAGCUGAGGUGCUAAAGUGCAUCCACAUUGGAUUGUUGUGUGUGCAAGACGACCCAGCAGAGAGACCUACUAUGUCAUCUGUUGUUGUUAUGCUGGGAAGUGAUACCUUGACACUUCCUCAACCCAGACAACCAGUAUUUUCUGUUGGGCAAUUUGUUGCAAGAUUAGCUCCAUUUUCAAGUCCCAAAAUUUGUUCUGUUAAUCAGGUAACUCUUUCAAAUAUAUCACCGCGCUGAUUGUGAUUUAGUAACUCUUUUCAAAUGCAUCAUUUGUUGUUAUUCAGCAAACUUAUUCAAUACUUUACAUAAUUCUUGUAAUAUAUAUAUUUAAAAUUGUAGCUUGGGGGCUAGUUUGCAGAGCACAUUCAUAUUCGAAAGCCGAUAGAAAUUUCUUAAA